AUGUCAAGUCUGAGAACAGCUUUAAUAUCUGAGCUAAUCCUGGAUCCUGAGCACCACGGUCUGUGAAAGUGAACAGAGGAGCGAAGCACGAUGGCUUCAGCCGGCCUGGAGAUCCUGGGGAUGCUCCUGACCGUGGCCGGGUGGCUUGGGGGGAUGGUGGCCUGCUGUCUGCCCAUGUGGAGAGUGGCGGCAUACAUAGGCCAGAACAUCGUCAUCACGCAGAUCGUGUGGGAAGGUUUGUGGAUGAACUGCGUGGUGCAGAGCACAGGACAGAUGCACUGCCGUGUCUACGACUCCAUGCUGGGGCUUCCCGAUGACCUGCAGGCUGCGCGUGCUCUGAUGGUCGUGAGUACGCUGCUCGGUGUGCUGGGCAUGACUCUGGCUGUGGCUGGGGCGAAGUGCACCAACUGCACAUCAGAUGCAGCUAACAAGCCGCGCAUUAUGCUGGCAGCCGGGGUGACGUUUAUAACGAGUGGACUGCUGCUGCUAGUGGCUGUAUGUUGGACGGCUAACGGCAUCAUCCUGGAUUUCCACAAUCCGCUUCUAGAAGAGACGCAGAAGAGGGAGUUUGGGAACUCGCUGUACUUCGGAUGGGGCGCCUCCUGCCUGCUGAUCCUAGGUGGAGUCAUUAUGACACAAGCCGUGCCGACAAGAGUGGACUACUCAGGGGUCAAAUCUAUGUCUGUGAAUAGAUAUGACAGGAGAGAUUAUAACAGAAUGGCAGCUCUGGGGUUGGAGAUAUUAGGGGUCACCCUAGCUGUGUUCGGUUGGAUUGUAGGCAUUGUGUCUUGUGCUUUGCCUAUGUGGAAGGUCACGGCUUUCAUCGGGGUGAACAUCGUAACUGCGCAGACCAUAUGGGAGGGAAUCUGGAUGAACUGCGUGGUGCAAAGCACUGGCCAGAUGCAGUGCAAAGUCUACGACUCCAUGCUGGCACUCAGCUCAGACCUGCAGGCGGCCAGGGCUCUGUGUGUGAUUGCCAUUGUGAUGGGAGUACUGGGACUUCUGCUCUCCAUUGUGGGGGCCAAGUGCACUAACUGCCUAGAGGAGGAGCGGGCCAAAGCCAGAGUCAUGAUCACCGCUGGAGUCACCUUCAUCUGCGCUGCGGUCAUGCACUUGAUCCCUGUAUGCUGGUCUGCUCACAGUAUCAUCAGAUCCUUCUACGACCCCAUAAUCAUAGAGGCACAAAAGAGGGAGAUUGGUACGUCUCUUUACCUUGGAUGGGCAUGUAGUGCCCUUCUGCUGAUUGGAGGGGGGAUUCUCUGCUGCAGCUGCCCCCCGCAGGAGGAGAAUAGGUACGGUCCACCCAGCAGGAUGGUUUACUCUGCUGCACGGUCUGUACCACCCGCUGGCUUUGACAAACGAGACUAUGUGUAAACAAACAUACUCUUUUUGUGUUGCAACUCUGUUCAUAUGUGUCCUGAACAGAGAACGUGAUGAUAUAGCACAAGACAGUGUGUGUUUCUGUACAGUGAGUUCUGCUGUUUUGCCAUUUCAUUUGUUACCAAGUUUAUGCAAGCAGUUUCGAAGAAUCGCAAGUAUUAUAUUAUUACUAAAAAUAAGCACAUGCAAAAGUAUGUUCAUAGCCACGUGUGUAUUGAUAUCGCGAGAAUGUCCUUUUUUGUAUUGUGUUACCGAUACCUAAAAUUUAAUUGUUUUAGUAUGUUUUUGUAACUUUUCAUUACAUGCAUCUAUUUGAUGUAUAACUUCACGUUCUAUCAAGACUUGUAGUCUAAUUGUGCCACAUUAACUUUAAAACACGUUAAUUCAUUAAAAAAAUACAAAUUAAUUUGUUUCUACGUUCCAUUGUUUUUGGGUCC
Cyprinus carpio (common carp) is the source of this 1817-nucleotide messenger RNA. Its product is annotated as claudin-9-like. Gene Ontology annotation, molecular function: structural molecule activity. Lineage: Eukaryota; Metazoa; Chordata; Actinopteri; Cypriniformes; Cyprinidae. Gene Ontology annotation, cellular component: plasma membrane; bicellular tight junction. Bases 91 to 1374 code for a protein of 427 amino acids. The transcript has 2 exons. The record is from RefSeq and is a predicted model, not a curated record. Gene Ontology annotation, biological process: bicellular tight junction assembly; cell adhesion.